This is a messenger RNA of Populus euphratica (Euphrates poplar), 809 nucleotides long. RefSeq names its product major allergen Pru ar 1-like. Gene Ontology annotation, cellular component: nucleus; cytoplasm. The record is from RefSeq and is a predicted model, not a curated record. NCBI's taxonomy places the organism in Eukaryota, Viridiplantae, Streptophyta, Magnoliopsida, Malpighiales, Salicaceae. Gene Ontology annotation, biological process: defense response; abscisic acid-activated signaling pathway. Gene Ontology annotation, molecular function: protein phosphatase inhibitor activity; signaling receptor activity; abscisic acid binding. The transcript has 2 exons. The coding region runs from base 137 to 616 and encodes 159 amino acids.
CACACCACAUAGCCUUCAAUUUCAUCCUAUAAAUACUACCUCUCCUCCUCUUGUUUCAGCACCAGCAAAAACAUCUUCCAAAUCAACAAAAUCGAUCUCUCCCCCCUUCUCCGUCUUUCAAAAUCCUAAGUCUAUAAUGGGUGUUAUCACUUUGGAAAAUGAGUUUGCUGUUGCUGUCGCCCCAGCCAAGCUUUUCAAGGCAUACUGCCUUGAGACCGACACUCUUUUGCCUAAAAUUCUACCAGAGCACAUUAAGAGCUCCGAGAUAAUUGAAGGAAAUGGAGGGCCUGGAACCAUCAGGAAGAUCACUUUUGCCGAAGGCAAAGAACUCAGUUAUGCCAAGCAGAAGAUUGAGGCUAUUGACGAAGAGAACUUGACCUACAGCUUCAGCUUGAUUGAAGCCAAUGUUUGGAAGGAUGCAGUUGAAAAGGUGACUUACGAGCACAAGUUCGUGCCAACUCCUGAGGGAGGUUCCUUUUGCAAGAGAACAAGCACAUACUACAUCAAGGGUGAUGCUGAUAUCAACAAAGAUCAAAUCAAGGAUGUGUAUGGCAAAAAGACAGCAGGCUUGUUCAAGGCUGUUGAGGCCUAUUUCUUGGCCAAUCCAGAUGCCUAAAUACGAGAAUUCCCAUGUUUGAUAGUCUUUUCGGUGUGGCAAAUGCUUCUUCUUCUUUUUUUUGGAUAAAUUUUUUCUGCCUUGAUAUAUAGUAUUUGAUUUUGUGGUCAUGUGGUUAUUUGUAUGGAAGCAUUUCUAUUAAGUUAUUGUAUUGUUUGCAAUAUACAUAAUAAAAGCUUUGUGUUUCCUUAUA